AUUGAAAUAAAUGUAAUGCUCAAAUUUGAAUCUCUCUAUCUCUAGCUUCGUCAACUCCGCUAACUAACGAAAGCACACUGCAAAAGCUUAUAUUGAAUGCAUGCCCUUCUUCUCCAUCACUGUCCGAUCAGAACCGCAACCAUUUCUCGAUCUCUCCUCCUCUCUCACUCUCUCUCCUACAGCACCAUGAGUUCUUCCCUCGCGCCUCCUCCCGUUUCUCUCAAGACCAUCGCUUUGGAGCCCCUCAGGAGCUCCAGUUCUUCGAGCUUCUUCGCCAGGAGGCUCGAUCAUGGAGUUCGCAGAAUCGGCCCUAUUAAGAGUACCCGCGGAUCUAGGGUUUUCAUGAGUGUUUCGGCUGGUUCUCGGGUGGCGGCCAUCGACGACGCCUUGUUCUCCGAUUACAAGCCUACUUAUGCUUUUCUGUUCCCUGGCCAGGGUGCUCAAGCUGUUGGGAUGGGCGUGGAGGCUCAAAGUGCCCCUGCUGCUGCUGGCUUAUUCAAGAAAGCAAAUGAAAUUCUAGGGUUUGAUCUUCUAGAUGUUUGCACCAAUGGGCCAAAAGAAAAGCUAGAUUCAACAGUUAUAAGCCAGCCAGCUAUAUAUGUCACAAGCCUAGCUGCAGUUGAGGUUCUUCGUGCGCGUGAUGGAGGUCAGGAAAUAAUUGAUUCUAUUGAUGUCACUUGUGGGCUAAGCUUGGGAGAAUACACUGCUCUAGCAUUUGCUGGAGCUUUCAGCUUUGAAGAUGGACUCAAACUGGUUAAACUUCGGGGAGAAGCCAUGCAGGAAGCUUCUGAUGCUGCUAAAAGUGCUAUGGUCAGUAUCAUAGGACUGGAUUCAGAAAAGGUCCAACUAUUGUGUGAUGCAGCAAAUAAAGAAGUUGAUGAAGCUGAUAAAGUUCAGAUUGCAAAUUUCCUUUGUCCUGGUAAUUAUGCUGUCUCUGGAGGUGUGAGAGGUGUAGAAGCAGUAGAAGCCAAGGCAAAAUCAUUCAAGGCUAGAAUGACGGUGCGUCUGGCUGUUGCUGGUGCUUUCCACACUAGUUUCAUGGAACCAGCUGUCUCAAGAUUGGAAGCUGCCCUAGCAACAACAAAGAUACAAGCUCCAAGAAUACCAGUUAUAUCCAAUGUCGAUGCAAACCCACAUGCAGAUCCUGAUACAAUUAAGAAGAUCUUGGCACGCCAGGUGACUUCUCCCGUUCAAUGGGAGACAACAGUGAAGACACUUCUGAACAAAGGGCUGCAGAAAAGCUACGAAUUGGGACCCGGAAAGGUUAUUGCUGGCAUUGUCAAGAGAAUGGACAAAAGUGCCAGUGUGGAGAAUAUUGGGGCUUGAGGAGUUUGCUCUAUUGGUGGCUCAGGCUUAUUAGUUCCCUCUCGAACUCGAUCUACAGCAUCUUUGGUGUGAUUAUCAUCCUUAUCGAACGAGUUGGACCAAUAAAUCUUUAUCGAGCUUGAAUUUUAUGAUAACGAACAAUCAGAGAUUUGUUCGGCUGCUCAGUAAAAUUCAGUUGAGUAUGGAGAUGCUUUUUUCUCA
Malania oleifera is the source of this 1527-nucleotide messenger RNA. RefSeq lists its product as uncharacterized. The record is from RefSeq and is a predicted model, not a curated record. Bases 97 to 1326 code for a protein of 409 amino acids. The transcript has 10 exons. Lineage: Eukaryota; Viridiplantae; Streptophyta; Magnoliopsida; Santalales; Ximeniaceae. Gene Ontology annotation, molecular function: [acyl-carrier-protein] S-malonyltransferase activity.